Guyanagaster necrorhizus is the source of this 903-nucleotide messenger RNA. RefSeq lists its product as uncharacterized. The transcript has 5 exons. The coding region runs from base 1 to 903 and encodes 300 amino acids. The record is from RefSeq and is a predicted model, not a curated record. NCBI's taxonomy places the organism in Eukaryota, Fungi, Basidiomycota, Agaricomycetes, Agaricales, Physalacriaceae.
AUGUGUUCAUCCGGAGUCGAACCCGAGGAUACAACGCAUGGUAAACCGAUGUGGUACAAGUACCACGACGAAUUAACAACCUCAGUUUCGAAGAUGGUUCGUUCCACCGAUCUUCGAAUACGAGCUUACAAGCGAGUGUUGCUCCAACUGCGACACAAAAGACCAGCUGAUAAAGAGGAUGGUGAUUACUAUGAAGGCGUCGCAGACGUGGUGGAUCACGGGAGAGUUCAUGCUAUCUGGACAUGGACCGUCGAUCGAGGAGUGCCUGAGUGUCGUGCAUGCUCAGCGAGUUCCGGUCCCACAUCUCCCUGCCUAUCACCCGACACAACAGACGCGAUGAGCGUCGCCUUUGCUGUUGGAAGUCCUCGCCACACCUCCCUCAUUGCUUCCAUGCUCGUUGAUCCCUGCACUGGCGCUGAUCUCUCGAUAUUUUCUCUGUGGCACACAGACCUUUUCCUAUGGCAAGCCCUACAUCAUACCAUAUGCGUCUCAGCAUGGUCGUCGCCACAGACUCGGACGUAUCUUAUACCGAAAGUACUCGCCAGUAUGGACAGUUUGCGCUCUCUUUCUUUUCCUUCUUUUUACAUCCACACCGUGCACCACCACUCAUCCACAUCAAGUUUGUCCACACUCAUCCGUCUGCGCACCCGACUAUCUCUCUUUCCCAUGCCGCCUCUGUUGUCGCUUCCGUCCACUUCUACGCCGACUCAACAUUUAUUCACGCAUACAUCCGCCACUUUGCUUCCUAAUCUCGUCAACUUGCAUGGCCCGCCACAUCUGAUCUUCCCCCUAGCGCCAUCACGACCUCUAAUCGACAUGUGGAUUACCGUAUCCAUUUUGAGCGAACAGUUUCAGCGCUCACUCGGACUUGCAGUACUGAAGGGAGACAAGACGAUUGUGUAG